UGACGCGCAUUCUGGAAAAUGGAGAGAAAACACAUGUCAGCUUUUGCUUUGUAUCAAACGCUGUCAACAGACGUUCCUGCUGCUACGACGCCUUCUCGGCAGGUGGCAGAUAAGAAGAAAAGGAAAAAGGAGAAUGGGGCCAAUAAGGUCCACACAGUAAAAGCUCAAUUAAAGCCUGAAAGGAAGAAAAUGCGAAAGAAGGUCCUUAAGUCUCCACAAAGAGAGGAGAGCCUUAAGGGAAUUAAAAAAGACGAGGAGAGCGUAAAUGGAGAUGGUGAGGCUCUGGAUGCUUUGCUGGCCGACCUGGGAAAAGUCAACAACAGCAGGGAGAGAGCCAGCAAGCUGUUCCAGUGGCUCAUCAACCCCAUUCCUGCCAAGGCCUUCUUCAGAGAAACAUGGGAAAAGAAGCCCAUUCUUGUUCAACGUAAGAAUUCAGAUUAUUACAAGGGACUGUUCUCCACAGCAGAGUUUGAUCGCAUAUUAAGACAGGAGGAUGUUCAGUAUGGAGUGAACCUGGACGUCACGAGCUACAGUAAUGGUAGAAGGGAGACACACAAUCCUGCGGGGAGAGCUCUGCCGUUCACUGUGUGGGACUUCUAUGGGAACGGCUGCUCCCUCCGCAUGCUGAAUCCCCAGGCUUUCUCCUCCACCGUGUGGAAUGUGCUGUCCAUCCUCCAAGAGCAGUUUGGCAGCAUGGCAGGAGCCAACUUAUAUCUGACACCACCUGGAACACAAGGCUUUGCUCCACAUUACGACGACAUCGAGGCGUUUGUGGUUCAGCUGGAGGGGAAGAAACACUGGAGAGUGUACAACCCCAGGACAGAAGAUGAGGUCUUACCUGCGCUUUCAAGUGGAAACUUCAAUCAGAAAGACAUCGGGAAGCCGAUCCUGGAAGUGGUGCUGGAAGCCGGAGACCUCCUUUACUUUCCCCGGGGAUUCAUCCACCAGGGCAACUGCCUCCCAGAUGCUCACUCGCUCCACGUUACCAUCUCCUCCUACCAGAAGAACAGCUGGGGGGAUCUGCUACAGAAGGUGGCUCCAGCAGCAUUGGAAAUAGCAAUGGAGGAGGAUGUGGAGUUUAGACAGGGCUUACCUUUGGAUUACCUGACGUACAUGGGAGUACAGAACUCUGACAAGGAUGACCCACGCAGGACAAAAUUCUUUUCCCGAAUUGAGUGUCUGAUGAAGAAGCUAGCAACUUACUCCCCGGUCGAUGCUGCCGUGGAUCAGAAAGCCAGAGCCUUCCUCCAUGACUGCCUCCCUCCCAUGCUCACACCAGAGGAAUUGUCCAGCAGUGUGCAAGGAGCAUCUGCUCGGUGGGAGUGUGGGCAGGUCAUGGAUGUAGGUGCGAAAAUCACUACCCAGACCAAAGUCAGAGUUCUCCGUGCUGGAUGUGCCAGGUUAUGCAGUGAUGGAGAAGCUGUUAAUCUUUACUACACAACAGAAAACUCCAGAGUUUACCACAAAGAGGAGCUCAAGAGUUUCGAAAUAAAAGCAGAGCACACAGAUGCCAUUGAGUUUCUGAUCCAUUCGUAUCCCAAAUUUGUGACCGUAGGAAGUUUCCCAUGUGGUUCUGCAGAGGACAGGAUCACUUUGGCUGACUUGCUCUUUGAGAGGGGGAUUAUCCACACUGCAGAACCUCUGUAGUGGCCACAGAUUCUUCAGUUAUGCUGACUGCAUGAAUAGAUUGCCUCCGUACAAUUUAAUGCAAAACCACUU
This is a messenger RNA of Anarrhichthys ocellatus (wolf-eel), 1719 nucleotides long. It is a transcript of the gene riox1, whose product is annotated as ribosomal oxygenase 1. Gene Ontology annotation, cellular component: nucleolus. NCBI's taxonomy places the organism in Eukaryota, Metazoa, Chordata, Actinopteri, Perciformes, Anarhichadidae. The transcript is spliced from 15 exons. The record is from RefSeq and is a predicted model, not a curated record. Gene Ontology annotation, molecular function: histone H3K36 demethylase activity; histone H3K4 demethylase activity. The coding region runs from base 19 to 1647 and encodes 542 amino acids.